Spodoptera frugiperda (fall armyworm) is the source of this 1834-nucleotide messenger RNA. Its product is annotated as sorting and assembly machinery component 50 homolog. The transcript is spliced from 12 exons. Gene Ontology annotation, cellular component: outer membrane; SAM complex. NCBI's taxonomy places the organism in Eukaryota, Metazoa, Arthropoda, Insecta, Lepidoptera, Noctuidae. The record is from RefSeq and is a predicted model, not a curated record. Gene Ontology annotation, biological process: protein insertion into mitochondrial outer membrane; mitochondrial respiratory chain complex assembly. Bases 143 to 1765 code for a protein of 540 amino acids.
UAGUGUUGCCAUUAUACAAAAUUAUUAGGUUAGCUGUCAAAACUGUUGUUUAUGUAAUUUCAAAAUAUAAAAAUUCCAAAUUACUAUUUUGUUAUUCUUGAGAGACCUAGUUCCUGCUUAGAAUUAGUGCAACAUUGUCGCGAUGGGAACAGUACACGCCAAGGCCGCGGGCGGCGACAGCGUGGGCGAGGUGGGCGGGGGACUGUUUGAGUUCGAGGAGCCACUCGAGAUGGACGACGAGCCCAUCUCCAAGCCCACCAUCAAACUCAACGGAGUGCGGGUGUUGGAGUCGGACGUGGUGUACACUCGCGCGCGCGUGGACCGCGUGCACGUGGACGGGCUGAACCGCACGAAGGACGACAUCAUCCGCAGCACCGUCGACGACCUCUUCCACGCCACCGACUUCGAGGACGUCAUCCUGCGCGCGCACAAGGUCCGGCGCGCGCUGGACGCGAUGGGCUGCUUCCGCGACAUCGGCGUGUUCAUCGACGUGUCCUCCGGGCCCGGCGCCACGCCCGAGGGACUCGAGGUAACAUAUUAUAUAGUGUACUGUGUAGUAGUGUACAUUGUACUUGGGGGGACAUGUACACAAUGUGUUCAUCGACGUGUCCUCCGGGCCCGGCGCCACGCCCGAGGGACUCGAGGUGACGUUCCAGGUGCGCGAGCUGUCCCGCGUGGUGGGCGGCAUCAACACCACCGUCAGCGAGAACGAGGGGAACCUGGUCCUGGGCGUGAAGAUGCCGAACGUGCUGGGCCGCGGCGAGCGCGUGGCGGCGGAGUACAGCAUGGGCUACCGCUCGUCGUCCAACUUCAGCGUGGCGGCCACCAAGCCCUUCCCGCACAAACCUCUGGUACCAGUGCUCACUGCCACCGUGUACCAGCAGAACCACGAGUACCCGUGGUCCGGGUACCGCCUGCUGGACCGCGGCGCGCUGCUCGACCUCGCCUUCAAGACCUCGCCCGCCACGCACCACAACGUGCAGUGGGAGGGCCUGGUCCGCGACACCUCCGUCCUCAGCAAGACUACCUCCUUCAAGGUCCGGGAGAGCAGCGGUCCGCAGAUGAAGUCGAUCCUGCGGCACAUCGUGUGCGUGGACCAGCGCGACGAGGCGAUGUUCCCGACGCGCGGCUGCUGGGUGCAGUUCAGCAGCGAGCUGGCGGGGCUGGGCGGCGGCGUGGCGCACCUGCGCACCGAGCUGCACGCGCAGGCCAACCGCAGCCUGCCGCGCGACCUGGUCCUGCAGGCCGCGGGGGCCGUGGGCGUGCUGCACGACGUGUUCGGCACGGAGCUGGCCGACCACUUCUUCCUGGGCGGGCCCACCUCGCUGCGCGGCUUCCGGCAGCGCGGCGUGGGCCCGCACGCCGAGGGCCAGGCCACGGGCGGCCGCGUCUACUGGGCCGCCGGACUACAUCUGUACGCGCCGCUGCCCUUCCAGGGCUCCCGCACGGGGCUGGCGUCGUUGUUCCGCUCGCACCUGUUCGCCAACGCCGGCUGCCUCGCCAUGCCAGAGGGCUCCGGGCUAGAGUCCCUGGAGUCGCUGAGGCUGGCGCGCGUGUCGGUGGGCGCGGGCGUGGUGGUGCGGCUGGGCCGCGGCGCGCGCCUCGAGCUCAACUACGCCGUGCCGCUGCGCGCGCAGCCCCACGACGUGCACGCGCCCGGCAUACAGUUCGGAGUCGGCGCCAACUUCCUCUAGGACACAACACGAGGUCCCAGGUGCCCGGCUCCGCGACGUGCGCAGGUCGAGCGCGCGACGUAACGAAGUAAUGUGUAAAUAGUAGCAACAUCAAGUAUCGUAUUAUUUAAUUGUUCAAAUAAAUAUCUUGUUAUACUGUA